Messenger RNA from Phlebotomus argentipes, 784 nucleotides. Its product is annotated as MAPK regulated corepressor interacting protein 2. Bases 172 to 651 code for a protein of 159 amino acids. The transcript is spliced from 5 exons. The record is from RefSeq and is a predicted model, not a curated record. NCBI's taxonomy places the organism in Eukaryota, Metazoa, Arthropoda, Insecta, Diptera, Psychodidae.
CGCGCGCUCUUUAUGGCACGUGAGAGUGAGAGAGAGUGAGAAGGAGAGUGAGAAAAGUUCCCUAUUCACAUUGUUUUCUCUUGUGCAGCGAUUUUGUGUUUGUUCUGCUGUGAAGAGUGCGUUCACGGGACUCCUCAGCAUCUCUGGCAGGCUCGAGAAGCGCGUCAGGCCAUGUAUACAGUGUCGAAGGGGCCCAGCAAGCUCGUGGCGAAGACGCGAAGAGGUAUUCCGCAGAAUUAUGAGAAGUUUGAGACACACCGGGACAUUUACAGGAAACAUGCUGAUCACGAUAGUGCAGAGAUCAUCAGCUUGCCGAAGCCAGUCUUUCAGGCGACAAAGAAGUUCUCCAAUCACACGAAGAAUGGCCACCAAAUUGAGGAGACGCUGAGUCCGCAGCACGAGGAAAUCGUCAAAUACAUUCAUGAGACGUGGAAUAUGGUGAUUGCACAGAAUCCAUAUGAUCCGCCAUCGUCACCGGAAAGCACGACCUCAUCGCCGUCGUCCUCUUCGGCCUCCUCGACGCCGGCGACGGCAUCGCCGUCGAUAUACUACACAGAUGCGCCGAGCCCUGUUUUAAGGGACUUCAAGCCGUUCGAUCUGGAAUCGUGGUGGGGCCGCAGAUUGUACUACAACAUCACCAAGAGUCUGUGAAGUGUGUGCGUGCGUGAGUGAGUGGCUGGCGCAGCACGAGGAAGCGUGAAAUCUACUUCAAGUCUUAAGUUUAGUGAUAUUUUGAGACAAGACAGAUUUAUUAUUUCGGUGUAGAGGAGAUGAGAAAAAGGAA